GCUGGUGGACGAGGAGGCUGCGCGCCCCACUGCCUCCCCGCCCCGCGCGCGCUAGAGCGCGCUCCGCUCCGCUGGGCACCCCUGGUUGUGCUGCACCAGGCAGCCGCCGCCUUCGCCGGACCCACGCAGGUCCGCACCCUGCAGAGGCUAGCGCGCGUCUGAUUCCAGCCAGGCGGUGGGCGGCGACCCAGCCCUUUAGGACUCCUGCAGCCUCUGCGCGCGCUGGGACUUCUGGGGGGACAGGAGAGGCCCCCAGAGGCUCGGAUUUCAGCCGGCUGUUUUCUACGUCUCAGCUGCGACACAGAGGUUCUGGAGCAAACCCCCCGGUCAGCCCUCAGGAAAGCGCCUGGAGAGCGAUCACUUGGAAUCCCUGCAAAAACUGCGCGGGGAGACCAAGCGCCGCCGGCUUGUAGUCGCGGGCAGCCCUCUCGGCGAGCUGUGCGGAGCGCUGCAUCAGGCGGACUGUGCCCCGGGAGCGCCGCGGGAAGGGAGAGGUCCCAGCAACAGGUGCAGGCGAAAGCCACUCCCGGCCCGAGGGAAGCGGCCGGCAGGGACCAGGGAGCGGUAAGGCGCGGAGGGGUCCCUCCACCUCUGCAGCUGCCCUGGCGGGUCUCUCUUCCCCGUCUUGGCGGCCACGCAGAAGGCAGCGGCGCCCGGGGCAGAGGGAACCCCGCGCUCCCGGGACUGUCACCCCCUCCCGGGAAGGGACGGAUCUGGGCUCCUCGCGGGCGGCCCCGCGCAAAGACGGUGGCAGGAGGUUCAGCCGCAGGGUGCGUGCCCAUCCCGGAGCCUCAGGAUCGGAAACUCGCCCUCUGCGUGCUGGGAUCGGGACCCCCUGCGUCCUCCGGAGUCUUCCUUAGCAGGCACCGUCGUUGGCGCGCCUGGGCGCCCGCGCACCAUGGAGCUCGCGGCCGGGAACCUCAGCGAGGGGAACGCAAGCGGGCCCGAGCCCCCCGCCCCGGAGCCCAGGCCGCUCUUCGGCGUCGGCGUGGAGAACUUCGUCACGCUGGUGCUGUUCGGCCUGAUCUUCGCGUUCGGCGUGCUGGGCAACAGCCUGGUGAUCACCGUGCUGGCGCGCAGCAAGCCGGGCAAGCCGCGCAGCACCACCAACCUGUUCAUUCUCAACCUGAGCAUCGCCGACCUGGCCUACCUGCUCUUCUGUAUCCCCUUCCAGGCCACGGUGUACGCGCUGCCCACCUGGGUGCUGGGCGCCUUCAUCUGCAGGUUCAUCCACUACUUCUUCACCGUCUCCAUGCUGGUCAGCAUCUUCACCCUGGCCGCGAUGUCGGUGGACCGCUAUGUGGCCAUCGUGCACUCUCGGCGCUCCCUCUCCCUGCGGGUGUCCCGCAACGCGCUGCUGGGCCUGGGCUUCAUCUGGGCGCUGUCCAUCGCGAUGGCCUUGCCCGUGGCCUACCACCACCGCCUCUUCCACUGGGAAGUCAGCAACCAGACCUUCUGCUGGGAGCAGUGGCCCAACCAGGGCCACAAGAAGGCCUACGUGGUGUGCACGUUUGUCUUCGGUUACCUGCUGCCGCUUCUGCUCAUUUGCUUCUGCUAUGCUAAGGUCCUGAAUCACUUGCAUAAGAAGUUGAAGAACAUGUCGAAGAAGUCGGAAGCAUCAAAGAAAAAGACCGCGCAGACCGUUCUGGUGGUGGUCGUGGUUUUCGGGAUAUCCUGGCUGCCGCACCACGUCAUCAAUCUCUGGGCCGAGUUCGGGGUUUUCCCGCUGACCCCCGCCUCCUUCCUCUUCAGAAUCGCCGCCCACUGCCUGGCCUACAGCAAUUCCUCGGUGAACCCCAUCAUAUACGCUUUUCUGUCUGAGAAUUUCAGGAAGGCCUACAAGCAGGUGUUCCACUGCCACGUUCGCGGCACCUCGCCUCUUAGUGACGGUAAAGAGAACAGGAGUCGGGUGGACAACCCACCGUCCACCAACUGCACCCACGUGUGACAGGAUGCUGGUGACGCUGUGGGCUUCCGCGCACGUCACCGUACAGCGAUGGCGAGCAAGCGGGCAACUCCCGAUGCUCACAAUGACCCGUCCAUUUUAAUGCGAUUCCACUUGGUUUAAAAAAAAAAGUGCUUUGGUCCAUUUAGGAAAUCUCUCGGUCUAGUAAAGAUUACUUCUACAUUUUAUUUCAAAAACAAAAGAAAAUACCAACUAGUUUUAUGCCUCUACAGAAAUGAAAGUUCAACAGAGUUCCCUAGACACAUUCAAGUCUUCACAGGAUAAAGGAUCAGGACCGAUAAAUAUGGUUGGGAAUACGGGUAAUCUGCAUUAUGAACCAAAUUUAUUUAGAAAAAAAACAUGUAUGUGUUUAUUCUUCGAUUUUAAGAGAAGAAGUAAUGUUCUAAGCUGUGUGUUUUAAGAUAUGAUCAUGGACACAUGAUGGAAGUUUUACCUGAAUUUAAUUUUUGUGGCCAUUUGCACAGACACGUCUCUUAAAUGGAAGCGAGACUUUGCCGAGUUUCUUUGCUCAGGCUGUGUUUAUUCCCACCUUUAAACAGGGAACAGGGUUUCUGGGGCCCACCUGCAACCGUGUGUGAUCAUGAGGUCCGUUAACUAUCCCCGGAGGCCAGCAGGGCAGUGCCCUGCGACUCGGGGUGGCAGCUGUGGGCGCCGUCCUUUAAACUAUCCUGUGAUGUACACUUUGUAGAGUUAACCAAAAAAAAAAAAAGAAAAAAAGAAGAAAUAUCAGGGGAAAAUGCCAAAUGCAGGUAUUCUAACAGUGGAAGCUUCAGGUAAGAUUUGAAAAGGAAACUGGUCACUGCCGUUUCAUAAAUCUUCAUAAGUCGUUAUGCCUUAAAUGGAACUGAACUAGAGUUAAAAAAAUCAGUCGGCGAGGAUGCGGUGUAGGUACUUUCUCUGGGGCCGGAGAGAAGUCAGGAUUGGUAAGCCGCGUGCAGCAGGCGCACGCCACGCCCGGAGAGCAUACUUGACGUUGAUUCGGGUGACAUUUCGGGGCUGGUAUACCCAGGGACACAUGCUGUACAAACAGAUGCUUUUCUCAUUAAAUUCUUUGUAAAGUUAAAUGCACAUUUUCCCCAAGUAUUGCCUUCUCCAGAAAUGUUAAUUUGAGGUUAAAAUGAUCACUAGCUGAAUUUCAAAUAGUUUUCAUGACAGCUUCAUAUUUGUUUAUGUUUACAAUGAAAAAGUGGGAUGAAAAGAUUAAAUUAUCCCACCUUAGAAGAGUAGUUUUCAGACGGCAGGACUUGGACAGGUUUUAGGAGAAUACAAAAACAACAAGACUUUUUUUUUUAAAGGGUUUAGCAUAAUGUACACCUGUGUAAAAUCAAGAUUCCAUAUGAAAUAUCAUAUUUUAGGAAAAAAACUCGAUAUACGUGUUUGCAUGUUAACUUCUUUAGCUUGUGAAUUGAUCGUCAGUAGUCAUAUUCCUCCAGCAAACAGAGUUUAUGUCCGCGAUGGGACAACUGACUCUCCAGCCAGAAGAGGGAAAGUUCUUUGACAGGACGGGCAAUCACGAGCGUCCUGUUUAAUGGCUGGGAAAGCCGUUGCGUGUCUGCGUGUGAGUCUUUUAAAGAAUAGCUUAAGUCCUUGGUGUGUGGACAUUGUUUGCACUUUAUUAAAUACAGCAGCGGAAACAUUGUGUCCCGACGGAGAUACCUCAUGUGCUUUGUGGGACUUGAAGCUGCCGUUGCAAACGCUGAACAGGUUGUGUGUCGACUCACACAGCCGCAGGAGAAGUGCCAGAGGUCCUGGCUGCCUGUGACCUUGCCCGGCUGACCAAGACUUCCCACCCCACGGCCGUUCCUCGGUUUUCCUCCUCCGAUUCCUCCACACAGACCUGGAAGCGCAGGAAGAAUACAGGGCCCGAGGCUGCGUUUUGCAAGCAGCCUGUGGGCGUCGUGCUGCCCUGUGACGUAUUUACUGACCCACACUGAUUCUUUGGAUCCUUCCCACGUGCUGUUGGCAGGACAGAAGCGAGAGGCAUCCCUGGCGUCAUCGCUGGUCCCUGGGAGGCCCCGCAGGUGCCAAGGGUAGAUGCAGAUCCCUUCCUCUUGGGGUCGGAGCGGGCGUUUCUCCUGCCGUCGACAGUCGUCGUCUUCCGAGCACCCGUGGCCGCGGUGCGGCAAAUGUCGAUGCUGGUGAUCACGUACGCCCCGCAAAGAUCUGCCGCUCUGUCAAGCUGUCUGCCUGGGGAGUUCCAGAAGGACGGUAACAGACUGCAGUCGCCCGGAGACGUGUCCGAGCGUCUCCUUCCUGGGGGGUGGUUCCUCUAACGCAUCAUCCGUGUGACCAGAUCAGAAACGCCUUUGCUUCCCUCCCUAAAUAAAGACGGCCUCCCACAGACACACUUUCUCUUGCGACAGCCGGACUCCAGGAGAAAUGCUCUAUUUGCCUUUGAAGUCGGGCUGCUUGGAAACCAGGUUUUGCAGGGGGACUUCAAAGAAAAUUGAAGUUUUCUCCUUUAGAUUUGGUGCCUCAGCAUCCCAAGAUGGUGGUUAUUUUUCUGGGCAUUCGCUUUCCCAUUUGGAGACUGGCUCUGGGAGGUUAAUUAGCCAAAUUGCUGGCAGCUCCUUAUGUACAUGCCCAGUGUCACUCUUCUACUGAGAACAGCGCGUGGUUGGGAAGCCUUUCCCGCGCCGCCUUCCCGGAGAUCUCGUCGGUGGAUGCUCUCUGCCGCUCUGACCGUGUGCGUUGCUCACAGGCCGCUCUCUGAACAUCUGAGGCACACAGUUUUGCUUUUAAUGCCAUUGUUCGAUGCGCCCACUGAGCGUGGAACAGUCCUCUCCUGCUCUUCCUCCGCCCACGCCGUCUCGGGCUGCUCUCGACUGUGAUGCUGACGUCGUGCAGUCCCUCCUUGGACUCCAUUACACCGAGUGACGGUGAAGACGGAGGCGUGCAGAGGGAGCUGCAGGAACCCCUCGGGCUACGAGCUGCUUGUGAGUCAGCUGUCACCUGGGGCCCGGCAGGGGACGGCACUGACCCAGCGCCUCGGACGUGUGGAGACGGCGUGGUUCGGAGUGCCCAAGUGUUAGCUGAAAGCCCCCCUCGGGCUUCUCGGGAGCCGGGGAGAGGAGCCCCCCUGGGCCUCUGUCUCCUUCCGCAGAUGCCCCGAUGCUGGUGAGUCCCAAAACCCCAAAACGCUCCCGCUGAGCCCACCUUGCAUUAAAUAUGGUGACGGAUGGCUUCACCAUGUUCUUGCUUAAAGGAAAUUCUUAAAAGCAUGUCCUUAAACCACACAAUCAUGUAAUUUGUGUAAAUAAUCCAUGUGGCUACUUCCUCUGGAAACUUGUCAUCUAAAAUGUAUAAAUCUGAUCUACACUGACUGCAGAUGUCUCCCAGGUUUUAGAUUUGUGAGUGGCUUUCUAGAUAAGGCAGUCAUGUUCUUCUUGACCACGAAGAAAUGUUGUGUAUUAGGUUAUUUGUCAGGUGGAUGUUAAUGACUCGUUUACGUCAAAAAGCCACAGAGAGCACGAGUGACCUAAAACGCUGAUGGUUACUGACUGUCUUGGGAAGAAACAAUUACAGGAUGCAAUUAUGCCUGAUUUGAUAAAGUUUCUAGGGUUUUUCCUUCACAAGUGGAGAACGUGAGCCUGAGGAACAAGUUCGCACACGGACGUCUUUGUCCAAGGAGGGCGGGCCACGUCCUGUGACGCAUCACCCAGAGAGCUUCAUUUACUUUUCUUAGCCGGACAGGUUCACUCACAGCUCUUUAACGUGGCCGCCCUUCUGGGAUUCAGAGGCGGGCAGAUCGCUUUGAUUUGGCAAGAGCUUUAGAAACAGUGGCAGGCCCUGGGCGUGCGCUUCCCCGAAUGCUAGACGCUGCUCACCGCCGGCUCCCGGCACACGCUCUGCGCCUCUGGCCUCCAGCCCCUGUUCAAGUGCAUCUGAGGACUCGGGUGCUGUCCUGGGUGCAGCUGCACCGGGAGGGGUCAUCCUGGCAGGUGGAGAGGAUGCUCUUAGCUCUUGUGUACGUUGUGGAAAUCACCACAGCUGGGCUGCCUCGUCUGCCCCAACACUGGCUACGUUUCCCAUGUUUAAACAAUUGUAUGGAGAACUGGUCCUAUGGUUAAAGGUUUUGAUGUCGCUUUUGAGGUGGAAAGCCUUGUCCUUUCUGGUGGCAAACACGAUUUCUGGAUAUCUCUGGGUAUGUUGUGUGAGUCCGGAUUGCCAGCAUUAGAGAGGUCUCACCACCAGCUGCUGGAAGAGAUUGGAGCUGGGACCCAGCAUUUAAAUCCCUUACUCUCCGGCAGUGGUAACCUAUCAACUAGGGCAAAUCUUGGGGUCCACUACGGGCUUCUACGGAACAGCAUGCACUGUAGCACCUUAUUUCAAAAGAUUGAGUAUUGACUGUUAGAGCCGAACGGUUUCUGUGUCUUUGUCCUGAAGACCACGGAGGAUCUGUGAAGCUCUCUCUCCCCCUUUGGCGAGCUUGUUUUGGGUCAUCAAGGCAACCUGCCAUCCAGCGGGUAAAAAUGGGCUGGUGCUGGGGCUGGUGCUGGUGAGGAGUGGAUUGUCUGGGAGCCCUUUACAGUGUGUCAGCUUCAGAGCUGGCGUGAGGCACUGUCCAGGCAUGGGAAAGGUUGUGUCUGUGUGGCCAGAUGCACCUGUCACCGGCACUGCUGACGUGGCAGUCGAUAUAACAUGUUUUGGGGUGACGGGAUGAGUGUCAGCCCCUAGGACAAAUUUGUGAAGAACCCGCCGAUGGAGCUUAGGUAAUGGGGUCCCAAAGGUGACACGGGAGGCUCCACGAUGUAACAGGCGGGGCUAGUACCUAAAGGAUCCCUGGAGGUUCCAGAAAUUGGAGAACGUCCCCCAGAUGUUGGGUGCUGAGCCUGCUCCUUGGGGACCUCAGGCUCCAUAGAUCCUCAGGGCCGAGCACGGAGGAGGGAGCGGGGCUGGGCGAGCAGACGCCAGGCUCCUCUGUGGUUCCGCCAGAGCCCACCUGCCUCAGGCCGGCUCUGGAUUUACAUCCCACAGGCGGAGACUUAGAUACAACCAAACCAAUGCAAUUUGUGAUCUUCCAAAUUUGUCAUUGUUGAGGGAUCCUUGAAUGGCCAACACUUUUCAUAUCUUUGGGUUUCUUUUUGUUGUUGUUGUUGUUGUUUUGCUGGAUUCAUAACUUUCUCCUGGUUUCCCUAUGCGUAUUUCUCCUUUUAACAGUGGAAUGUCAGAAACAGAAGCCUUUUUUUUUUCUUUUAGAGAUUAUUUAUUUAUUUAUUUAUUUGAUAGAGAGAGAGAGAGAGAAUGAAUGAGAGAGAAGCAGACUCCCCACUGAGCAGGGAGCCUGAUGCGGGGCUCGAUCCCAGGACCCUGAGAUCACGACCUGAGUCGAAGGCAGAGGCUUACCCCACUGAGCCACCCAGGCACAGAAGCCUCGCAGAAACAGAAGCUUUAAGAGAAAAUGACUUUUGUAAGGAUUGCAGAUGACCAUUUUCUUCAGAGAACUCAUGCCCAGGUCCUCUGUGGUGCUGAUUCUGGUGAUGUCACAGCACAGGAGCUCCCGUCACAGCAGAGAGGGGUCAGAAACAGGCAACUGGCUGCAGCCACAGCAGCUCUCCUGGGCCCCUCCCUCUUGUUGUGCAGGACGAGUCUUCCCGCCCUGCUCUGCACCCCCCGCAUCUGCUUCGCUAAGAGAACGGAGCAGGGGAACGGCCUUUUCAUGAGCCCCAGGUUAGCAAGAGCACUUUCUGAUUGGCCAUGACUGAAGAUGAAAUUUAGCUGAGCUCCUUGGGGCACAGAACCACCAAAGUGAAAGGGUCAGAAUCCAAUUAUAAAUGGCUGUCUCUCCAAUUAACCUGCCAGUGCGGGUACCGCUCGUUAAACAGUCUCCUUUCAGAAACGACCAAGUCCGAGAAAGCAGAAGUGCGGCGGCAGGGGGGUGGGGGUGUCCAUGCUGAUUUUCACUGCAAACAUCUCCAUCUUGUUAGGAAAGAAAUAUCAUUGUGAACACGUAGAUGCGGCUCAUUUUGUCCAGCUUUGGCUAAGAGAAACUACUGCUUCCAAUGAAAGGCACAUUGCUUUUCCACUCAAGGGACUGUUGCUGGUGUAUAAACGUAAGGUAGUGACGUGGAUUGCAGGGGUGCAGCUCAGAGCAGGAACCCUAUCCUGCUUACUUAUCCUUGUAGCCUCAAGGUCCUUGGGAAGCCUCACAGGGAAGAUAUUACUGAGUGAGAGCAGAUGCCUCAUGGGUGAUAUUUUCAAAACAGGGCUAAUGUGGACAAAGAAUUAAAUCUCACAAUCCUCUUUAUAUUAAAUCAGUUUAUAAUUUAGGAAUAUUUGCAACCUGAAAUGGAUACAUAAGUAUUAUUUUCCAUACAUUGAGUUUUCCAAGAGUCAUGUUUUAUUGCCAUGUAUUUCAUAAAGAUUGAAGAUUUGACACUGAGGGUUAGAAAUGCAAUGUCUCCUUAAACGUGGUUGGGAGAUCUUUUAAUUUCUCAAUUUCUAUCUGCCUGUGUGUGGAGGAGAGCUGUGCCUUGUACAAAAGGUCAUGGGCAUUAGGGUCCUUCAGGGAAGGUUUGGUUUAAUUAACCCUGCUGGUCAGCUGCUGUUGGAAAUGCAGUCUUUGGAUAGCCUCACGUGUAAAAGAAGACUUGAAAGGGAUGAACGUUGCUCAAAAUGGAAAUACGUUGGAAUAAACUGGGAAUUCUGCCAAAGGUAUUUAUUCCUGAUGCUCUGGGCUCUCCCUAGAGUUGUGGUUCUCAAACUUUACCAAGUAUCAGAAUCUUAUGGAAAGUUUAAAAUAGAUUACUGGGCCCUACCUCCAGAAUUUCUGAUUUGGUUGCAUUUGGGGUAGAGUCCCAAGAUUUGCCUUUCUAACAAGCUUUUUGGUGCAAGUCCAAUGACAGCAUUCUCAGACCUCGUUCCUGAUUUGAUUGGGUUGGAGUUGGAGCACAGGCGUCUUUGUAAGGCCACAGGCAGUAGCCAGAGUUCAGAACUGUUCAAGUGGAGUGGAUGACUCGCUUUGUGUCUGAACCUCUGUGGUUCCAUGAGAAGGAAAUUGCUUAUGUGGGGCCUAAAUCAUUCGGAUUUUAUUGUUUACAUGGAUCAGAUUAAUGAAAUAUCCAUUCAACUAUCAUACUAGCCUCUCUGCAGAAACUUACAAAUUUUAAAAAUGUGAAGGAGUUUGAUAACUUACAUGUAAGGAUUUCAGAGAUUAUAAUAUAUUUUCUCUUCCAAAACAUAGCUUGGUGGAAAGGAACACCUGUACUUUAAUUUUGUCCCCUCCCCCCCAAAAGAGGGGAGUGAAUAUAGCAUUCCAAUUGUUACAUGUGAAUUUUUGAACUAAAUGUUUAAACUAAAUAAAUGUGUGUCUUUCUGUGCAGCUGCUAAUUUUUAACUACAUUAUUAUCUCUAAGAGAUAAAUGUAACUUCUCUGUCUUUCAAGUUUUUCAAUUGUCUCCUCAUAACAUUGUGGUGUGGAUAAGGAAGAAAACCCGUGUGUAUUGACUUUUUCUUUUUUAUUUCACUGGUGUGAUUGCUUGCACACUGCUGUGCACAUAAUGAGAGCGUGGGUCCUCUUACAGCAGACGCUGUUACCGCAAUUCUCGGACUUUGUUUCUCUAAAGUACUCUCUCGUCGGCUGUACAGCCAGCAUGAACAUAACGUGUCAGUUGAGCAUGAACACCCAUAAACUUCCCAAGCCAAAGCAGAAAUGAAGCUCACGUUAAUGCGCUUGGUACCCGAGGUAGCGCUCCCCAAUCACUCAGUGUUCUGCAGGGUGUCUGGGUGGAGUUUGUGGUUGGAAUCAAUUUCAUGAAUUGAAAAUAAAAUUUGUUCCUCAAA
This is a messenger RNA of Mustela lutreola (European mink), 9748 nucleotides long. It is a transcript of the gene GALR1, whose product is annotated as galanin receptor 1. Gene Ontology annotation, cellular component: membrane. NCBI's taxonomy places the organism in Eukaryota, Metazoa, Chordata, Mammalia, Carnivora, Mustelidae. The record is from RefSeq and is a predicted model, not a curated record. Gene Ontology annotation, molecular function: galanin receptor activity. Gene Ontology annotation, biological process: negative regulation of adenylate cyclase activity; G protein-coupled receptor signaling pathway; positive regulation of cytosolic calcium ion concentration. The transcript is spliced from 3 exons. The coding region runs from base 899 to 1948 and encodes 349 amino acids.